Messenger RNA from Cannabis sativa, 3450 nucleotides. Its product is annotated as FT-interacting protein 1. NCBI's taxonomy places the organism in Eukaryota, Viridiplantae, Streptophyta, Magnoliopsida, Rosales, Cannabaceae. The record is from RefSeq and is a predicted model, not a curated record. The transcript is spliced from 2 exons. The coding region runs from base 433 to 2802 and encodes 789 amino acids.
UUAUUAUGGUAAUAUAAUAUGGAUUUUAAUAUUGCCAAAAGAUAUUGAUAUCUUUGGUUAAUGAUAUACCGACUGAAAAGGUAAUAUGAAGCUUGUAGUGAAAGUGGUAGAAGGAGAAGCUUACAGUGCAACCUCAAAUGAAAAAAGAGAAGCAUCCUUUAACUUUGGCUGUAAAGGUUUAGCAUUGGAAACCAGACCCUUCAUAAUAGUCUGUGUACUCAACUCUAGCAUUUCCCUUUUUCCAACCUCAAAGGUCCAAAGUUCCUCGAAAUCACUAUAAAGAUUAUAUAACAAAAGCAAAAAAAGCUCAAUGAAAGUGAAGAUAAACAACAGUUUCUACAAGUAAAUAAUAGUGUUCUUCUAAGCUUGAACCCUCAUUGCUUUUCCAGUAGCUAACUCAUUGAGAAGGAAAGCUUUUUCUUCCUUGGGAAAAUGAGUUCACAAGCUGCUGCAAGUCAUGCUGAGGAUUAUAAGCUAAAGGACACGAAGCCACAACUUGGGGAACGAUGGCCUCAUGGAGGAGUGCGUGGAGGAGGCGGGUGGAUAAGCAGCGAGAGAGCUACUAGCACGUAUGAUCUCGUCGAGCAGAUGUACUAUCUCUAUGUUCGAGUGGUGAAAGCCAAAGAUCUUCCCACAAAUCCUGUAACAGGAAACUGUGAUCCCUACGUUGAGGUCAAGGUUGGAAACUACAAGGGCAAAACAAGACACUUUGAGAAGAAAACAAACCCUUUAUGGAACCAAGUUUUUGCUUUCUCGAAAGAGAAAAUUCAAUCCUCUGCUGUAGAAGUUUAUGUUCGAGACAAAGAAAUGGUGGCCAGAGAUGAUUACAUAGGGAAGGUGGUCUUUGACAUGCAUGAAGUACCCACCAGAGUCCCACCAGACAGCCCUUUGGCUCCUCAGUGGUACAGAUUAGAGCACCGCCAUAGAGAGAUCAAAGUUAGAGGAGAGGUGAUGUUAGCAGUAUGGAUGGGCACACAGGCUGAUGAAGCUUUCCCCGAGUCAUGGCACUCAGACGCAGCCUCAGUUCACGGUGAAGGAGUUUACAACAUCCGAUCAAAAGUUUAUGUCUCACCGAAACUAUGGUACCUAAGAGUCAACAUCAUUGAGGCUCAGGAUGUUGAGCCAAGAGACAGAAGUCAGCCACCCCAAGCAUUUGUUAAAGCUCAAGUGGGAAACCAAAUACUGAAGACAAAGCUAUGCCAAACCAGAACAACCAACCCAAUGUGGAAUGAAGAUUUGCUCUUUGUUGCAGCUGAGCCAUUUGAAGAACACUUGGUACUCACAGUAGAAAACAAAGUCACCUCUGCUAAAGACGAAGUAAUGGGACAAACUACUGUAACUCUAGACAGCUUCGAGCGAAGACUGGAUCACCGGCCAGUCCAUUCUCGUUGGUUCAACCUCGAAAGGUUUGGCUUUGGAGUAAUUGAAGCAGAUAAGAGGCAUGAGCUUAAAUUCUCAAGCAGACUUCAUCUCAGAGUUUGCCUAGAAGGAGCUUACCAUGUGCUAGACGAGUCAACAAUGUACAUAAGUGAUGUUAGACCAACAGCUCGGCAGCUAUGGAAGCAACCAAUUGGGAUUCUCGAAGUGGGCAUUUUGAGUGCUCAAGGACUUCUCCAAAUGAAAACUAGAGACGGUAAAGGAGCUACGGAUGCUUAUUGCGUAGCCAAAUACGGCCAAAAAUGGGUACGAACCAGAACAAUCACUGAAAGUUCAAAUCCCAAAUGGAACGAGCAAUACACUUGGGAGGUUUAUGAUCCUUGUACUGUCAUCACCAUUGGGGUCUUCGACAACUGCCAUCUUGGUGGAAACGAUAAACCAACCGAUGCAAGAAUUGGGAAAGUAAGAAUUCGACUUUCAACUCUCGAAAUGGAUCGAAUUUAUACCAACUCAUAUCCACUUUUGGUUCUACAACCAUCUGGUUUGAAGAAAAUGGGGGAGCUUCAACUAGCCGUUAGAUUCACCUGUCUCUCACUAGCCAACAUAAUCUAUUUAUACGGGCACCCUUUACUGCCAAAAAUGCAUUACCUUCAUCCAUUUACAGUGAACCAAUUGGAUAGUCUGAGAUAUCAGGCCAUGACCAUAGUGGCAGUGAGACUUGGACGAGCUGAGCCGCCAUUGAGGAAAGAGGUGGUGGAGUACAUGUUAGAUGUGGAUUCACACAUGUGGAGUAUGAGAAGAAGCAAGGCCAAUUUCUUCAGAAUUGUUUCCCUUUUCUCUGGUGCUAUCUCCAUGAGUAAAUGGCUAGGAGAGGUCUGUCAAUGGCGUAACCCAGUGACAACUAUUCUGGUUCAUAUCUUGUUCUUCAUAUUGAUUUGUUACCCAGAAUUGAUUCUCCCCACCAUGUUUCUCUACAUGUUUCUGAUUGGAAUAUGGAAUUUUCGCUGUCGACCAAGGCAUCCUUCUCACAUGGAUACAAAGCUUUCAUGGGCUGAAGCUGUUCAUCCAGAUGAGUUAGAUGAGGAGUUUGAUACCUUCCCAACUUCAAAGCAACAAGACGUGGCUCGGAUGAGAUACGACAGGCUAAGAAGUGUGGCUGGGAGGAUUCAGACUGUGGUGGGAGACAUUGCAACUCAAGGAGAAAGGUUUCAGUCUCUGCUCAGUUGGAGAGAUCCAAGGGCCACCAGUCUGUACAUAAUCUUCUGUUUGAUUACAGCCAUUGUUCUUUAUGUGACACCAUUUCAGAUUGUUGCUCUGGUUGCUGGGAUAUUUUGGCUUCGUCAUCCUAGAUUUAGGAGUAAGUUGCCUUCAGUCCCAAGCAACUUCUUCAGAAGACUGCCUUCUCGUGCUGAUAGUAUGCUCUGAGAUAUUGGUUCGAAGUCAUUGUUUUAGCUGAGAUUAACUCUGGCAUUUCUUUCUUUAUUUGUUGUUUCAUUUUCUUCUAGUAGUUGUUUUUUGGUUGGUGUGUAUGAGAAUAAAAAAAAAAAAAAUAGUAGUAGAAAUAAUUGUAAUGUGCUGUUGAAAAAAUCAUAAGAAAAUAUUCUAAGUUAAUCAGAUUCAGAAUAAACAAUCAAGCUCGGGCACCUGCCAUGGCUGCUGCUCACUAGUGAAUGCUAUAUCUGGGUGAUGUGAAAAUUUAUUCAAUGUGGUUGUGAAUCACAGAGUGGAUUGCAAGAAAAGUAUAUAUCUGAAUAUAUAGGUGGAUCAAGGUUACGAACUAUAAAAAAAUUUCACCAGUUCAAUACAAAAACUUUGUGCUUUGACAGCAAAUAUCCAAAAACAAUCACUUAUAAUUUAAAUCAAACUAGUCCAGAACAGAAAAUUGUCCUCUGUGAGAAAUAUCCUGUAAUCUAAAAGACUAGCUCAUGGGGCUUCAUGCCUGACUUGAGAGAAAACCUAGCUGACAAGUAGGUUUUCAGUUCUGGUACUGCUUCAAUUGAUUUGAUCAAUGCGGUAUCCACAGACUUCUGGUCAUCUUUCUUUUGUUGUGGAAGCUGGUUCUUUUCCUGUAAA